This is a messenger RNA of Aureobasidium musti, 2532 nucleotides long. Lineage: Eukaryota; Fungi; Ascomycota; Dothideomycetes; Dothideales; Saccotheciaceae. The record is from the annotation of a GenBank genome assembly.
AUGGAGCAGCAAAUAGUUCAGCUCCUCCACGACACGCAGUCGCCCAACGAUGCUCCUCGUCGCAAUGCCGAACUGCAACUCCGCCAGCUCUACACAAACACUGCCUUCGCUCCCACCUUGAUCGCCGUCGCUUCACACCAAUCCAUCGACCUACCUACCCGCCAAGCUGCCCUGCUGUUCCUCAAGCAGUUCGUCCAGCAAGUAUGGUCUCCCCAAUUCGAAGAGUUCAAGGGCGACAUGCUCGUCUCUGUCGAAGACCGUGCAAAGCUAAGACAGGCCCUGCUUGAUCUGGCCACGGAUGCACACCAGGAGAGAAAGAUCAAGAGCGCCGCUUCCAUCGUUGUCAGCAAGAUUGCUACUGCCGAUUUCCCCGACGAAUAUCCAAACCUCCUUCCUACCUUGCUACACAUCAUCAACAACGGUCAGGAUGGUCAACUACAUGGCGCCCUCAAGGUCCUGCAAGACUUGGUUGACGACUGCUUCAACGAUGAUCAAUUCUUCAACGUUGCCAACCAGAUCGUCUCAUCUGUCUUCGCCGUGGCCACCAGCUCACGACCCACCAUUCUUCGUGCUCUGGCUGUUUCCGUCUUCCGAUCAUGUUUCGAUAUGCUGGAGAUGGUCUUGGAGGACCACAAGACUGCCGUCAAGUCUUUUGCCGAAGAGACUCUGAACAACUGGUACCCAUUCUUCCUCGCUACCUUGAACAUGCCCGUACCACCAACUCCUGUCGAGCAAGACGAAUCCCAGAACCCUGUCGCUGAAGAAUACCGUGGUAUCGUCGCUCUCAAGUUGCAGGUCGUCAAGGUCUUGAUGCGUGUCCGUUCCAUCUUUCCCUCCGUCAUAGCUCCUCAGGCUCCUGCUCUCUUCGCUGCAACUUGGCAAGAACUCAACAACCUACGCCAGCCAUAUCAUGAGUCCUUCAUCCUGCAGGAUCGUCAAGGUAGACUCGAGGACGCUGAUGGUCUGCCAUUCACUCUGGACUUCCUCGUGCUUGAAGAGCUCGACUUUAUGCAGGCCUGUCUUCGUGCAGCCCCUGUCCGAAAACAACUCGAAGAGCAGCUGCAGUCACAGUCAAUGCCAGACACUUGGGUCACCGAAGUCAUGAAGCUCACUGUCACAUAUGCCCACAUUACCACUGAGGAAGAAGGCUUGUGGGACAUUGACCUCAACAUCUUCCUUGCUGAAGAAUCAAAUUGGAUGAGUAAUGCUACCCUCGAGGGUCUGCUGCAUUACACGCACGAGCUCUACUCGACUGACUCGAGUUGGAAGGCAAAGGAGUCUGCUCUUUUCAUCCUCAAUCAACUCUUGACCGACUGCUCUGAUGCUGAGCGACCAAUAGCUCCUGAAGUUGCUAAUGCUUAUAUCGACUUUAUCAGAUACGCAAUGCAGCAGGAACACGUCUUCCUUCGAGCUCGAGGCCAUUUGACUGCUAGUAGUCUCGUCCGCACGGCUGAUUCUGCUCUUGGUGGCGUUGCGUCCUCGCUCAUGGAACAAUCGCUGCACGCCAUUACCAACGAUCCUUCUGACGUUGUCAAGGUGUCUUGCAUUCGUUCCAUGCAAGCAUACCUCACUGGCGUUGCUGCUGCUAACAGCGCCUCCAUGCAACCUGCUAUCAUCAAUGCUAUCCAUACUUUUGUCACCGAGCUUGACUUCAGCGACAUGGACGAGUCGGAGGAUGUCAUGAUCGCCAUUGUCGAGACGUUGCGUGAUGCCAUUAUGAUUGACACCCGUAUCUGUUUGACUGGCUCUGGUUUGGACGUCCUAUUCACCAUUGCCAGUUGGUGCGCUGUCAACUACCAAAUCUACAUUCUCAUCGCAGAGACCUUCGAGGACAUUUCGGAAACUCUGUCGGGUGCCGGUCCCGAGGUCUACACACAACUCUGUGCCAAAGUCUUGCCUUCAUUAUCGGGAGCCUUUGAUGUCGCUAAUCUGACUGAUGAGAACUCCUUGACCAAUCUUGCUGCAGAUAUGCUCUCCGAUCUUGCAAAGAACGGUCCCUCACCACUACCUCAAGGAUUCAUCGUCACCAUCAUGCCCAAACUUACACGUCUUCUCCUCGAAUCUCCCGACGAAGAGCUGCUGAAGGCAGCAACUUCUGCCACUCGAUACAUGCUGGAGAAAGACCCCGAACAGAUGUUCAACUGGGCGAAUCACGACGGCAAGAGCGGUCUCGAGGUCAUUCUAGUCAUCAUUGACCGUCUUCUCGGUCCAUCUGUCGAAGAUAAUGCCGCUGGCGAAGUCGGUGGUCUUGCUGCUGCCUUGGUCGAGAAGGCCGGAUCUGAAAGACUUGGUCCAUACUUAGCGCAACUCUUGAGCGCUGUUGCCCACAGGCUUAGCACCGCUACACAGACGCAAGUCAUCCAGAGUCUAAUUCUUGUGUUUGCAAGAUUGUCUUUGCUUUCAGCCAGAGAGGUAAUCGACUUCCUCGCUCAACUUGCUAUUGGCGAAGAGAGCGGGUUGCAAGUCGUCCUGACCAAGUGGCUUGAGAACUCUAUCAACUUUGCCGGCUAUGAUGAAAUCAGACAGAAGUAA